Molecule: messenger RNA, 1805 nt
Organism: Mycena citricolor
Lineage: Eukaryota; Fungi; Basidiomycota; Agaricomycetes; Agaricales; Mycenaceae
Source: the annotation of a GenBank genome assembly
UCUGCCUGUAUCGUCAGUGUGCCUCGCAGUCGCUCCUCCUAGCACUGCUCUGUCGUGCCCUACCUUCAUCUCCACGGGCUUGGAUAAUGAGAUAUAGGCUCCAUACUCCUCCCGCCUAAUACAAUCACAUCUGUCAACCCGAUUCUUCCUCUCCCCUACUACAUGGUCGCAACCCCUUCAGAAAACAGUCCCUGGUCUCACCCCACCUCUCUACCCGACACGUCCUCUUCCCGGCUGGCAAAACGCAGGCGAAUGGAUCACUCUUCGCCCCGCGGUAGCACCUCAAAAAUGGCCAGGCAGAUCGUUGCCGACGAAUCCGAAAUCGAUACCGCUAAGACAAAUUGCCAGGUCUUCUCUGGUAACGAAGUCGUUUCUUGCUUUCCCAAGUCCAACACGGUGAUACCCCAACACCAAUGGGCCACAUUCGUCUGGAACUCAAACCUUCCGGACUUCACUCAGACGGAUCGCGUCAACAUAUACCUUUUCCACGGCGAUUCCCAGCAGCAAAUUCUCUCAUUUCCCAACGUUGUCAACCCCAAGGGCCAGGCGGGUUCCAUAACUGCUCAGGUCAACGACUCAUGGUGGGGCAACAGAGGGACUGAUUGGAAUGGGUCGAACAUCUCCUACCCUUUCUUUUGGAUCAUGUCGCGUAGUGACCAAUCGUUGAGUGACGGCACGCAGAUACCCCAGGCUACAUUCUCAGCAGUCCAGACAACCUUUGCCGAUUCGGUUCUUGCAGCGAUGGCCACUCAGUCCACAGCAACGAACUCUGGCUCCAUCUCAGCAACUGCUACAGCUGUUCCUGCAGGCCCAUCGACCACCGGAUCUUCAUUGUCUCUCCGCUCCUCCACGAGCUCAGGCUCGCCUACAGGCACAGGCAGUGUCCAGUCCGGAACUUCGGGCUCAGGCUUCCCUCAUUGGGCGAUCGCCGUUAUCGUCGUACUUGGAUUCCUCGCGAUGGCCACGACCUGCAUACUCGCCUUUUUCAUCAUUCGUCGGAUAAGGCGCCGAAAUGCCCUCGACUCAAACCGUAACUCUAUGGGCUCCAACUCGCCGAUGAUGGCUCACGUGGGCAACUCUCCGGCUUCUCCCUUGCUCGCAGGAGCAGCUCUGGCUGGUGUCGGCGCGGGAACAGCUGCAUCCCAUGGGCAGGGCGAUCACAGUGUGGUCUCACCUGACGGUGCAUCCACAAUAUCCAGAGCAGGUAGUGCGGGCGACUCUGGACCUUUUUCGGGAGCAGAUGCUGCGAUCAUGGCCGAUGCAUUCCGCAAGGCACUGCGGAAGCCGGACUUUGCAGGCAGCCCUGUGGAGGAAGGCGAAAGCCCGAACGCCGAAACCGCGCAAGCCAAUGAAGAGGAGCUCCUCAGCAGGGAAUUGGCCGACGAAGGACGAGAUAUCCGCAGUGUGGGAUCCUCACGAGGGGUCAAGGUAGAGACGCUCAACGGCGACAGUACAGAUACUGCCCAUUAAGCGUUUCACUCCCUGCUGCGGUAUUUUCCAUCCCAUUGACAUUAUAUAGUUCCUUGUUUACUUAUUUCUCAUUUUCGCCACCAUGGACCGUUCGACGCAAUUUACUCGUAUUGGCUUCCCGGUGUCCUUUGCAAGCUCCGUAGCUAGCGUCCACUCGUUCUCUGCCUCACUCUCUAGUCUCUACUCCCAACGACCAAUGAUUACUUCCCGUCCAACUCGAGGGUCAGUGCGCACCUCGUACAUUCCCUUCUCUAUCACUAGCAGUUUCUUUUGGUUCAGGGCUUGACCACGGGCAGCGUGGCUCUGCCCUAUGUGUAAUACAAUAAACCCUUCGA